AUGUUUGACUUUUCAAAGCUCAAGGGAGAUGUCGUGUUCGUAUCGAAUGUUGCUUCAUCUGACGACUACACCGAGCCGAUGUACAAGAUGAUGGCGGGUUUGCUUGACAAGUACGGUGAAUCAGGGUUUCAUGUUCUCGCCUUUCCGAGCAAUUGGUUUGGUCAAAAGGAGUGGGGCAAGGCUGAGGAGAUCAAGAACUAUGUGCACACGACGUACUCGGACAAGAUCAAGCUUUUCGCAUUGACGGACGUUGAAUGGAAUCAAGUGUUUGCGUUGGGUUGCAAGCACUAUCCGGGGGAGAUCAUUUGGAACUUCCACGGACAAUUCCUAUUCAAUAGGGAUGGGAUACCAGUGGCGCGCUUUGAUCUACUCUCCACUGAGGAGUACGUUACGAGUCGUGUGGGACAGGAAGUGCUCUUUGGAGGCGGGACGGAUCCGCUUCUUGAAUUUCCAGAACCGGGGCAAGAAGCCGAGACUGAGGUAGGAGCUGCAUGA
This is a messenger RNA of Chondrus crispus (carragheen), 495 nucleotides long. RefSeq lists its product as hypothetical. The record is from RefSeq and is a predicted model, not a curated record. The transcript has a single exon. Lineage: Eukaryota; Rhodophyta; Florideophyceae; Gigartinales; Gigartinaceae. The coding region runs from base 1 to 495 and encodes 164 amino acids. Gene Ontology annotation, molecular function: glutathione peroxidase activity. Gene Ontology annotation, biological process: response to oxidative stress.